UCCGAUCUCAACAGUGGUGGACACACUGACUGGCUGCUCCGCGUCACCAUGGACCCUGAAGGCCUCCAGCUCCUGCUGCCCCCUACGACCCUGGCAGCCCUGGUCAACAACUGGCUACAGGAAGACUGCCCUGGCCUCAAUUUUGCAUCCUUGGUCACGGGGUCUGGCCCCUCGCAGGCCGCGCUGUGGGCCAAAUCUCCCGGGGUUCUGGCAGGGCGACCUUUCUUCGACGCCAUCUUCACUCAACUCGACUGCCGAGUGACUUGGCUCCUCCCGGAGGGGUCGAAGCUGGUGCCCGUGGUCAAGGUGGCCGAGGUCAGGGGACCCGCCCACCACCUGCUGCUGGGGGAACGGGUGGCCCUGAACACCCUGGCCCGCUGCAGCGGGGUCGCCAGCGCGGCGGCAGCGGCGGUAGAGGUGGCCAAGGGCACGGGCUGGACGGGACACGUGGCGGGCACGAGGAAGACCACGCCGGGCUUCCGGCUGGUGGAGAAGUACGGGCUCCUGGUAGGCGGGGCCGCGGGCCACCGCUACGACCUGGGAGGUCUGGUGAUGGUGAAAGACAACCACGUGGUGGCAGCCGGCGGCGUGGAGAAGGCGGUGCUGAGGGCUCGGCAGGCGGCCGGCUUCUCCCUGAAGGUGGAGGUGGAGUGCAGCAGCCUGACGGAGGCCUUGCAGGCCGCCGAGGCCGGGGCGGAUGUGGUGAUGCUGGACAACUUCAAGCCCGAGGAGCUGCACCCCACGGCGGCUGCGCUGAAAGCCAAGUUCCCCCGGGUGGCUGUGGAAGCCAGUGGGGGCGUCACGCUGGGCAACCUCCCCCAGUUCUGUGGGACCCACAUUGACAUCAUCUCCUUGGGGAUGCUGACCCAGGCUGCCCCCGCCCUGGAUUUCUCCCUCAAACUGUUCGCUGAAGGGGAUACUCCAAUGCCUCAUGCCCGCCGGUCCUAAAGCCCAAGACGAUGCCACCGGAAGGCAUGACUGUGGCUGGCUGGGCCCCUCGGGUCACACGUCUUUAGGUUCAGAGGCCAACAGGACACACCUGGAAUUUACCUGGGCUUCCCAGCCAGCCCCAACGCCUCCAGCUCGUGUGACCCGCUGGGGCUGACACUGAUUUUGCUGGCCUCAGUUUUCUCCUCUGUAAAAUAGGUCUAAUAAAUGUUCCGCCUCCGAGACAGCUACCACACAGCAAA
Messenger RNA from Psammomys obesus (fat sand rat), 1190 nucleotides. RefSeq names its product quinolinate phosphoribosyltransferase (gene Qprt). The record is from RefSeq and is a predicted model, not a curated record. Gene Ontology annotation, cellular component: cytoplasm. Bases 49 to 948 code for a protein of 299 amino acids. The transcript is spliced from 4 exons. Gene Ontology annotation, molecular function: nicotinate-nucleotide diphosphorylase (carboxylating) activity. Gene Ontology annotation, biological process: NAD+ biosynthetic process; quinolinate catabolic process. NCBI's taxonomy places the organism in Eukaryota, Metazoa, Chordata, Mammalia, Rodentia, Muridae.